GAAAGGGUUAUUCUGCCUUAGCCUGGCCAUAAAAAUACUAUUGGCUGUUACUUGGCACGACCAAAGUGCAGCCAGAAUGUCUUCUCUCUCCAUUCAGUGCAUUUGUUAUUUUGGCUGAGAGGAGGUAAGCCGCACUCUGCACUUGCAGAGCAAAGAUGCCGCAGCAGGACCCGAUUAAGAAGGAAGGGAGGCUGACACUUGUCCUUGCCCUGGCAACGCUGAUAGCUGCCUUUGGGUCAUCCUUCCAGUAUGGGUACAACGUGGCUGCCGUCAACUCCCCCGCUGAGCUCAUGAAAGAAUUUUAUAACGAUACCUACUACAGUAGAGCCGGAGAAUACAUAAGCGAGUUUUCCUUGACAUUGCUGUGGUCCAUUUCUGUGUCCAUGUUUCCCUUCGGAGGCUUUCUUGGAUCCCUCAUGGUUGGCCCCUUGGUGAAUAAAUUGGGCAGAAAAGGGACGCUGCUGUUUAACAACAUAUUUUCCAUCGUGCCCGCCGUCUUAAUGGGAUCCAGCAAAACUGCCAGGUCGUUUGAGAUGAUAAUUUUGGCCAGACUUUUGGUGGGAAUAUGUGCAGGUCUGUCUUCCAAUGUUGUGCCUAUGUACUUAGGCGAGCUGGCCCCUAAGAACCUGAGGGGGGCUCUCGGGGUGGUGCCCCAGCUCUUCAUCACCAUCGGCAUCCUCGUGGCCCAGAUCUUUGGCCUUCGGGGUAUCCUUGCAAACGAGGAAGGCUGGCCGAUCCUCCUUGGGGUGACCGGCAUCCCGGCAGCCCUGCAGCUCCUUCUGCUGCCCCUCUUCCCCGAGAGCCCCAGGUACCUGCUGAUUCAGAAGAAAGAUGAAGCAGCUGCCAGAAACGCGCUGAAGAGGCUACGUGGCUGGGACGACGUGGGCGCCGAUAUAGAGGAGAUCCGGCUGGAGGACGAGGCCGAGAAGGCCGCGGGCUUCAUCUCCGUGCUGAAGCUGUUCGGGAUGAAGUCCCUGCGGUGGCAGGUCAUCUCCAUCAUCGUCCUCAUGGGUGGCCAGCAGCUGUCGGGAGUGAAUGCGAUCUACUACUACGCAGACCAGAUCUACCUGAGCGCUGGGGUGAAAGACCAGGAUGUCCAGUAUGUGACGGUGGGCACGGGGGCUGUCAACGUGUUGAUGACCAUCUGCGCUGUGUUCGUGGUGGAGUACUUGGGGAGGCGAUUCCUGCUCCUACUGGGCUUCACCAUCUGCUUCACCUCCUGCUGUGUGCUGACGCUGGCUCUGGCUCUGCAGGACACAGUAUCCUGGAUGCCUUACAUCAGCAUCGCCUGUGUCAUCUGCUACGUCAUAGGACAUGCCCUUGGGCCCAGUCCCAUCCCGGCGCUGCUUAUCACCGAGAUCUUCCUGCAGUCCUCCCGGCCGUCCGCCUUCAUGGUGGGGGGCAGUGUCCACUGGCUCUCCAACUUCGCUGUGGGCUUGCUCUUCCCGUUCAUUCAAGUGGGCCUCGGACCUUACAGCUUCAUCAUUUUUGCCAUGAUAUGUCUCCUCACCACCAUCUACAUCUUCCUGGUUGUCCCUGAGACCAAGGGCAAGACGUUCGUGGAGAUCAAUCAGAUUUUCACCAAGAUGAAUAAGGUGUCAGAGGUGCACCCAGAAAAGGAGGACCUGAAGGACCUUCCGCUCUCUGUUGUGGGGAGGAAUGAGGAGGCGCCUGUUAAGCGGAUCCGACUGUAGCUUCCCUCUUGGGCAUUUUUUUCUGAUUAAUAGUUGUCUAUGAAUAUCCAGAACUAGGACAAGUCCAGCAUGGAAUGCAGGCCCCACUGGGACUGUCUGAAAGGCUUGUGUGCUGUUCUAAAAGCCAAGCUGUCUCUCUCCAGAUUGACCCAUCACCAACCCCGAAUCACAGCGAGCAGCUGUCCCUGAACCAUGCUGGGUUAGCCGUUGUGUGGCUCCUGGUAACACCAGCUCUUACAGUAAAAAUCAUUACUAGGGUGGUGAGAUGGAAGGAAUCAAAUCUGGCCAGAGAAACUAACUCUUCUUCAAUCCCAUGGGUCUUCUGGGGGCCUCGGGCGUGUGUUCAGAGUGGAAUUCAUCCUCUUAUCAGAUCCAUCUCCAGAAACACCAGUCUUGGAAAGUGUGAUGUCAUAAGUAAUGAUGUCUGAGAAGCUGGGGAACAGGUCCCUAUGGAGACUUUAACUUAGUCAGAGAUGAUCAAUCCUGAAUUAUAUGGUUAGGGGACAAUGGAAUUGCAUCUGUAUACUCAAUAAAACAAAUAAUGAUCACUUUUCA
Molecule: messenger RNA, 2249 nt
Organism: Ceratotherium simum simum (southern white rhinoceros)
Lineage: Eukaryota; Metazoa; Chordata; Mammalia; Perissodactyla; Rhinocerotidae
Gene: SLC2A5
Product: solute carrier family 2 member 5
Biological process (GO): fructose transmembrane transport; dehydroascorbic acid transport
Cellular component (GO): plasma membrane
Molecular function (GO): fructose transmembrane transporter activity; D-glucose transmembrane transporter activity
Source: RefSeq, a predicted model, not a curated record